Cottoperca gobio is the source of this 791-nucleotide messenger RNA. RefSeq names its product primary amine oxidase, lung isozyme-like. The transcript has 5 exons. Gene Ontology annotation, cellular component: plasma membrane. Gene Ontology annotation, molecular function: primary methylamine oxidase activity; quinone binding; copper ion binding. Gene Ontology annotation, biological process: amine metabolic process. Lineage: Eukaryota; Metazoa; Chordata; Actinopteri; Perciformes; Bovichtidae. The record is from RefSeq and is a predicted model, not a curated record. The coding region runs from base 30 to 791 and encodes 253 amino acids.
GAGUGAAGAAUGUAUUUCAGACCAAAGACAUGGAGUUUGUGAAUGUCUCGCUGCCCUGGAUGCCUGAAUGCCAUGCUAUGAUCCCUAAGAUGGUGGAGAAACAGAUUCAAACAGAGCAGGAGGCAGCUCUGCGUCACGACACCAAGACUCCUCGCUAUCUCCACAUCGCCAGUAACAAGACCAACCGCUGGGGUCACCAGCGCUCCUACAGGCUGCAGGUGUUCAGCUUUACAGGAGACCACCUCCCGGAGAGCCAGGCCGAGGAGAGGGCCAUGUCCUGGGCCAGGUAUAAGGUCGCCAUCACAAAGCAGAAGGACCUGGAGCAGAGCAGCGGCAGUCUGUACAAUCAGCAUGACGUCUGGUCUCCAGCUGUCGACUUUAGCAAAUACAUUGAAGACAACGAAACCAUUGAAGACCAGGACCUAGUUGCCUGGGUGACCACCGGCUUCCUUCACAUCCCCCACGCCGAGGACAUCCCCAACACGGUAACCGUGGGAAAUGGGGGCGGGGUCCUGCUGCGGCCUCACAACUAUUUUGACGAGGACCCGUCCAUCCACUCUGCUGACGGGGUGUACAUUGCACCGGGCAGCAAGAUCAGCUGUGACAACAACAGGAUGGCAUGCCUUGCUCAAGAGACCUGUAGCCCCGUGGGUGGCAAUAUCAACAGUUUCUCUGAGCUGGCCGUGUCAUCCAUGCAGAGUGUGUCCAGCUCUCACAGCCUCGCCCUCAUCUUUGUCGCUGGCCUGGCUCUCGGAAGCAUCAUCACCUGGAGACUAACCGCAAGGCCCUGA